CGGCGCGUCACGCGUUUGAAGCAAACAACACUCGAUUUCGCGCCAAAUAUGUCCGAUUCAGAGCAGCCUUCCGAUGCAGUGAUCUUGAAGAAGCUUCAGGAUGUUGUCAUCUCACUGUACAAAGCAGGCAACACAGAUGACUUGACUGUGAAGCGCGUACGGACGCGUGCAGAGCAAGCUCUUGGCUUACCAGAUGGUCUGCUUAAAGGCGCCGACUGGAAGCAAAAGAGCCAACGUGCUAUUAUGGAGGCAGUUGACAAAUACUGCGGUGAUGAACCCGAGCCUGGGCCUAUGAAGCCCGCGCCGAAAACCUCGAACCCAAAGGCAUCAACCAAAAAGGUCGAACCGAAAGCUGAGAGCAAGCAAGGCGCGAAGCGGAAGGCAGCAGCUCCAAAGAAGCAAUCACAGAAGCGAAGGAAGACAGCGUCUUCAGAAGAUGAGCUGUCAGACGAGCUUUCAGACGCAGAAAGCGCGCCUGCAAAGAAGCCGGCUCGAAGGACUAAGAACGUGGUUGAAGCAGAAUCAGAUGAGGAGGACGAGGUACCGCAAAAGCCCACGAGGAAAGCAAAACCAGUCGUCGAGGACGAAGACGACAGCGACGCCGAACCCGCAGCUACGCCAGCGAAGAAGGCAAAGACACCACCUCCGGCAGAUGAGAGGGACAUCUCAGAGAGCGAGCUGUCGAGUCUGCUAGACGAGUCGCCUGCUAAGAGCAAACGGCAGAAGAAAGCACCGGCAAGGAAAAAGAAGGAGCCUGCGAAACCCAAAGCCAAGGCCGCGCCAAUGGCUGCCGACGAUCCAGACACAGCAGAGACCAAGCGACUCCAAAGCUGGCUGGUCAAGUGCGGCAUUCGUAAGGUCUGGUCAAAAGAGCUUGCCAAGUUCGACACGUCGAACGAGAAGAUCCGACACCUCAAGGGCAUGCUAUCAGAUGCUGGUAUGGACGGCAGGUACUCAGAUGAGAAGGCAGCUAAGAUCAAAGAGAAGCGCGAGUUCGAGAAGGAUCUGGAGGCCAUACAGGAGGGUGAGGCUUCCUGGGGCACGGCUGAGGAUAUUGGUGGCAGGCCGAGACGCAGAACUGCCGCUCGAGCUGCGCCUGUGCCGAAGAUCGAGUUCAGCGACGAUGAUGAGGAGAGCGAGGAACACAACGACGACAUAGAUGAGUCCAGUGAGGAUGAUCAGGACGAUGACGAAGAAAACAGUAGCAAGGGCGCGUCUAAUGAUGAUAGUGGCGAGGAUGAUUCCGAGUAGAGAAUUGCAGUGCAGUUAUUCUCGGCGUUUUGUUCAAUUACCAGGGUGCCCACUUUGUCAGGUAUAUUCGAUAGUCCUUCAUGUAGUCCCCACCGGACGGCUCCGCGCGUGACACCAGGCACCAGACUGGGGAUCGCGGAUAUGUCACCACCCUCCCUUGCUAUCAAUGUCUGAGCAUGAGACCUGUCACCAACGAGCAAACAACACUGUCC
Molecule: messenger RNA, 1463 nt
Organism: Didymella exigua CBS 183.55
Lineage: Eukaryota; Fungi; Ascomycota; Dothideomycetes; Pleosporales; Didymellaceae
Exons: 2
Coding region: 49-1251 (400 amino acids)
Cellular component (GO): nucleus
Source: RefSeq, a predicted model, not a curated record